Molecule: messenger RNA, 846 nt
Organism: Acinonyx jubatus (cheetah)
Lineage: Eukaryota; Metazoa; Chordata; Mammalia; Carnivora; Felidae
Gene: CA2H3orf22
Product: chromosome A2 C3orf22 homolog
Source: RefSeq, a predicted model, not a curated record
AUGGACUACAACAUAGCGAGCCUUCAGUACGUGGGCCUGGGAUUCCGCGUGAUGGCUGAUGGGGGGUGUCCUGGAAAUGCCUUCGAGGAGCUGGCUGCGGGGCCUGGGCUCGUGCGCUCUGCCACCAGCACCUCUCCGCACCCGCCCCUGCUGGCCGAGCUUCCUGGAACACCACCGGGCAGCGCGCACAGAGGACCCAGCAGUCCCCGCAAGCCCAGAAAACGCGUGGGGGUAUAUUCCUCCCGGUUCAAGGGCCACCUGACUGUGGUGUUUGGGGCAAGAGGACCCCAAGAAGUACCCCAACAUAAGAAGAGGAGCACCAAGAUCCAGGAAAAUUUUGCCAGAAAGUUUCCGUACAGGUUCUCUUGGCUGACGGCCCCCAACGCAGAGUUCCCGAAGCCCUGGGAGGCCACGAAGAGAAAUGACUCACUGCGGGAUCAGCUGCUGCAGAAGAUGCUGGUGCCAACAAGAUCCAUUCCAGUCAGAGGGCUUGGGGCACCAGAUUUUACAUCACCGUCCAGCCUCAGCCCCCCACCGCUGCCGCCUCCACAGAGCUACCUUUGGGAAUUCAAGCUACUGAGCCACCGUUUCCCUGGGUCAGGAGUCCCUGCUGCCCUCACUGGUGCCCAUGCUGCCCACCCCUCCAGAGGCCUCUCCUAGAGACCAGCUCUGUGCGGCCUCCCUCUCGGCCACCUUGCAGUGGCCCCAGAGCCCUCCCUUCCGGACAGAGGUGAACUUGAGUGGGGGGCACCGCCUCGAAGGGGCUAUUCAUCUCCUCAGAACCCACACCGUGUGAAUAAACAUCGCAGGUUCACAUCCUGUGUCCACUUGCAUGGAGCACUUUGC